AUGAGAUCUACCCUUCGGUUACUGGCCAACAUCAAGUCACCCCGGUACUUGGAGCCUUUUGCUCCUACCGGGUUGACCGGCCUUCUCACUCACCCUAGCCCACGCCCGACCUUGAUCUAUCUCUACACGUCUACCCUGCAAAAACUGAAGGCGUUCCCCGAGACCUCUGCCUAUCGCCAGUCUACUGAGGCAUUGACCCGUCAUCGCCUGCAAAUUGUUGAGUCGACGAAACCCCCCGGAUUCGAUGCCUGGUUGGAGCGUGUGAAGAAGACGGUGGCCGCCGAACCUGAACGAUUCGCCUCUCUUCGUCGCUCUGAUGGUUCGUACGCAGCGGCCAUGCGGGAUGAUGGAAGCGACAAUCCCCGCGGGGAAGAAUGGGACGGUGAAUCUAUUGAAGCGACCACCGAAGGUCCUGCUCGUACGGCGGCGGAGGAGGCGCGCUGGGAAAAGGCCGUUGCUGAGUCUACUGUAGAACACAAGGACUCGGACUUCUUCCCUCAAGAAAUGAAGUGGGAGAACGAACCUGCUUUAGAAGCACAGCAGAUCUCCGAUAUUGAGAACAAGAUUGGUGCUGGCCUUAUUGAAGAAGUCAUUCAAGUCGCGGAGGGUGAGCUGAAGCUGGUGGAUGAGUUGUAUAAGUCCAAGGCUUGGGAGGAACUGGAAGAGAAACCCAGCCCCGGUCAGUGGGUCUACUUCGAGCGUAACACGCCUGGCUCCGCUUGA
Messenger RNA from Aspergillus tanneri, 723 nucleotides. Its product is annotated as complex I NDUFA5 subunit family protein. Gene Ontology annotation, biological process: respiratory electron transport chain. Bases 1 to 723 code for a protein of 240 amino acids. The record is from RefSeq and is a predicted model, not a curated record. The transcript has 3 exons. NCBI's taxonomy places the organism in Eukaryota, Fungi, Ascomycota, Eurotiomycetes, Eurotiales, Aspergillaceae.